AUGGGUGCGGUGUCGGAGGUGGAUGUGUGUGUUGUCGGAGGGGAUGUGUGUGUUGUCGGAGUGGAAUGUGUGUUGUUGUCGGAGUGGAUGUGUGCGUGUCGGAGUGGAUGUGUGUGUAGUCGGAGUGGAUGGUGUGCGGUCGUCGAGUGGAUGUGUGUGUUGUCGGAGGGGAUGGUGUGCGGUGUCGAGUGGAUGUGUGUGUGUUCGGAGUGGAUGUGUGUGUUUUCGGAGUGGAUGUUGAGCGGUGUCGAGUGGAAUGUGUGCGUUGUCGGAGUGGAUGUGUGCGUGUCCCAGAGUGGAAUGUGUGCGGUGUCGGAGUGGAAGUGUGCGGUGUCGGAGUGGUUGUGA
Knipowitschia caucasica is the source of this 348-nucleotide messenger RNA. The record is from the annotation of a GenBank genome assembly. Lineage: Eukaryota; Metazoa; Chordata; Actinopteri; Gobiiformes; Gobiidae.